Caenorhabditis elegans is the source of this 1559-nucleotide messenger RNA. RefSeq names its product Metalloprotease mig-17 (gene mig-17). Gene Ontology annotation, molecular function: metalloendopeptidase activity; metallopeptidase activity. Gene Ontology annotation, biological process: gonad morphogenesis; regulation of cell migration; proteolysis. The transcript has 9 exons. Lineage: Eukaryota; Metazoa; Nematoda; Chromadorea; Rhabditida; Rhabditidae. The record is from RefSeq and is marked reviewed. The coding region runs from base 1 to 1530 and encodes 509 amino acids. Gene Ontology annotation, cellular component: basement membrane.
AUGCACACUUUUUGUAUUCUUAUUCCAACUUUUUUGGUAUUAGUUUGGACAACUGAAAGCGCAAGACGUGAGAAGCAACAAAGCAACGAUAUUAGUUUUGUUAAGAGGAAAGUUCAGGAUGGACUCAAAUUUUCGAGGGUAAUAAAAUACACAAAUGAAACAAUUCAAGGGAUGAAAACUAACUUUAAUUCGAACAAGACUCAGGAGCUUUCUCUGGAUGUUCUUGUAGUUGCAGACUUUUUGUCAUAUCAAGCAUUUUUGGAAAUGUCAAAUGGAGAUUCUCACCGAGCUAUUCACAAUUUGAAAGAGUAUUUACAUGCUUUGUUCGAGCAAACUAAAAUAAUAUAUGAUGGUAUCAGUUUUGGGAAUGAAACUUUGCAUAUGGUUUUUGCUGGAACUUGGAUCGCAACUCAAGAACGAGAUUGUCCAUUAUGGAUCAGCUGGGCCGAGGAAGAAGAAGAACGAGUUCUCAAUGAAGAAAUUCGAAGAUUGGAAGAAAAAGAACGAGACUUAAAUUCUACAUUUGUUGACGACACUUUUUUCAUGAACUCAACAGAUUCUGACAAUUCCUCAACGGAUGCCCUGAUCUCUUCUGAUAUGCCAAAAAAAUUACGAAAAUUUGUCGAUAUCACUUUAGAAGAAAUGCAGGAAAACAAUAGUACAGAAAUGACACUCAAAAUUGAUUCCAAAAAAGCAAUUGACAAGUUUACGAUUUGGCUGAAGGAACAAACAGGCUUACCAAGACACGAACACGCAGUUCUUAUUACAAAAUUUGAUCUGAUAAGCAUCAAUGGUAACUCAGCUACACAAGGAAUGGCUUAUGUCGGAAAUAUUUGCGAAAAUGGUGAUUCCAGUUCGGUUGUAGAGGACAUUGGAGCAGGUCUCACUUCGUUGAUUAUGGCUCACGAAAUUGGUCACUCACUUGGAGCGCUUCAUGAUGGAGCUUAUGAAACUGCUGAAUGUGAUUCAAAUGACAAUUAUUUAAUGGCUGUUGCUGUAUCAGGAAGUGCAGAUAGACAAAGCUUCUUAAAUAGUCGACGAAUGAGUAAUUGUAGCAUUAAUUCAAUUAUUGAAAAUCUAAAAGAACCAACAGCAAAUUGUGUAAAGAAAUGGAAAACCAAAAAAGGAAAGGAUGUUUCACAAAAAGAUUUUAUAAAGAAACCAGGAGAACUUGUAAAAAUUACAAGACAAUGCCAAGUUGCAUUUGGUCCCACAUUCAUUCCAUGUUUGCAUAUCGGAUACUUCCAUGAACAAUCAAUUUGUGAAAGGAUAUGGUGCAGCGAUGGAGAGAGUGAUGAAUGUCAGACACUUAAUUAUUUUCCAGCAUUUGAUGGAACUGAAUGCGGAUACAAUAUGUGGUGCCUUGAAGGUAGCUGUGUUCAAAAUACCAAAAAAUGGAUGGAUUGUAAAGAUAUUAAUUCAAAGACAUGUUCCAAAUACUCGACUUCAAAAUUAAAACAUUAUUGUAAAUCGAAAGAUUUCCGUGAGAUUUGUUGUAGAACGUGUGCGAAAAAAGGAAAAAUAUACUGAUUGGAGUAAUAAACGUUUCAUAUAUAUUC